AUGACAGCCACCAAAGACCUCGACGACAUCGAAGCGAUCAAAGGACUCAUCCAAGCCUUCUUCGACCGCGUCAACGCCAACGACCCCCCAGGCCUCCAAGCCCUCUUCGUCCCCAAUGCCCACCUAACCAUCCUCCGCCAGGAUCCCCCUCGCCCACCUCCACCUUCCUCCUCCGGCGCCUACCUCCCACAGCCUCCCACGCCAACCCCAAUCAAAGAACAAGAAGAGCAGGACAACAAGAUUUCCCUCAUCUACCAAUCCACCAUCGAGGCCUUCAUAAAACUCAUCCAAGACGGCAACCGCCGCAAGAAACCCGGCGACAAACCCGUCCCGACCGUCCACGAAGUGCCCAACCUCGCCGCGACGGACGUCCGCGUCGAUGGGGAUUUCGCGCAGGCGUGGUGUCCGUUUACUGUGACGUUUGAUGGGGUGUUGCAUCAUUAUGGGUUUUUUGCGUAUACGUUUGGGAAGACGCGGGAGAGGUCGGUGGGGAAAGAUGGAGGGGAGGGGGAGGGGAAGAGGAAGGAGUGGAGGUUUGAGGGGUUGACGCAGGAUUAUAGGAGGACGCCGGGGUGGGAGGGGGAUGGGGAGUCGGAGUUGAUGUAUGUGUGA
Zasmidium cellare ATCC 36951 is the source of this 612-nucleotide messenger RNA. RefSeq lists its product as uncharacterized. The record is from RefSeq and is a predicted model, not a curated record. Bases 1 to 612 code for a protein of 203 amino acids. The transcript has a single exon. Lineage: Eukaryota; Fungi; Ascomycota; Dothideomycetes; Mycosphaerellales; Mycosphaerellaceae.